This is a messenger RNA of Agrilus planipennis (emerald ash borer), 3876 nucleotides long. RefSeq names its product ankyrin repeat domain-containing protein 13C. NCBI's taxonomy places the organism in Eukaryota, Metazoa, Arthropoda, Insecta, Coleoptera, Buprestidae. The transcript is spliced from 10 exons. The coding region runs from base 7 to 1326 and encodes 439 amino acids. Gene Ontology annotation, cellular component: cytoplasm. Gene Ontology annotation, molecular function: protein binding. The record is from RefSeq and is a predicted model, not a curated record.
AUUAUCAUGGCGUCCGAAAAUGACAGAUACCCCUUACAUAAAGCAGUUUUUGAAAAUAAUUUAAAAAAUUUGUCACGUCUCUUAAGAAAACACGAUGUGGCAGAGAAAGACAUACAUGGAAAUACCGCUUUACAUUUAGCGGUAAUGCUUGGAAGAAAAGAAUGUGUACAACUACUUUUAAAACAUGAUGCCCCUGUAAAAGUAAAGAAUGGAUUAGGCUGGACUGUUCUAGCAGAAGCUGUUAGCUAUGGAAAUCGACCAACAAUAUCCUCCCUAGUAAGGAAGUUUAGGCAACAAUCAAGGGAGCAGAUGGAAGAACGACGACCAAACUUAGUAAAAGCUUUAAAUAAAAUAGGAGAUUUUUACAUGGAAUUGAAGUGGGAUUUUCAAUCUUGGGUUCCUUUGGUCUCUAGAAUUUUACCCUCAGAUAUAUGUAAAAUAUACAAAAGUGGUGCUAAUAUAAGGCUGGAUACAACACUUGUAGACUUCUCUGACAUGAGAUGGGAAAGGGGAGACAUUUCUUUCAUAUUUAAUGGCACUGCUCCACCCAAUGAAAGCCUUACAGUUUUAGAUAAUGUUUUAAAAAUAUACCAAAUGGUUAAAUAUGAAGAGAGUGAAAUAGAAAUUGAAGAUGAAGUAGACCUUUUAAUGUCAACAGACAUUUUAUCUGCACAAAUUUCGACGAAAAAUAUAUCGUUUAUACGGGCCCAGAGUGGUUGGAUUUUUAGAGAAGACAAAAAAGAAUUAGUUGCUGGACAAUAUGAGAGUGAUUUGUAUGUUGUACAUGGACUUGUUCUAGAAAGUAAAAAACGAAGAGAACAUCUUUCCCAUGAUGAUUUGCAGAAGAAUAAAGCCCUACUUGAAAGCUUCACAAAAGGCUCUAAUAUGCAAAACUUUGAUCAAAAUGGAAUUCCAGUACGUAGGUUGAGUUUGAACCCCCCGCCAGACAAAAACGUCACAUGGGAGCAGUACAUUGAGUCAGAACUAAAUAAUUAUCCACGUUUGGGUCGUGACCUGGUCUAUAAAGAAUCAACAAAGUCCUUUAAAGCCACUAUAGCAAUGAGUUCAGACUUUCCCUUAUCAGUUGAAAUGUUACUCAACGUUUUAGAAGUGAUAGCGCCAUUUAAACAUUUUUCCAAACUUCGAGACUUUAUCACGUUCAAAUUGCCCACGGGGUUCCCCGUCAAAGUCGAAAUUCCCAUCUUGCCAACCGUUACGGCGAAAAUCACAUUUCAAGAGUUCGAAUUUCGGGAGAAUAUGUCUGACGACCUCUUUAGAAUACCUUUGGACUAUACAGAAGACCCGUCAAGGUUCCCGGACUUAUGACGCCCUGAAAUAGUAAACACAUUUGCGGUAAGUAAGGCAGUCCGGCCGCUGUUUGUAACCAAAAAUGAACGUCAACAACUGUCGCGCAUAAAGUUCGUCAACAAACUGCGCAAGUGCAGGGAAUCAUGGAAAUCAACUAACGAAAAGGACGAGGUGCCAAUCGUUUCCAUUGAAAUUCCCAUGCUGUUUACAUUGGGAAGCAUCUACUCCACGAACUGUACGGUCUACUUAGACUAAGAACGCGUUUUCGUAUAUUUUGUACUGUUAUUAUGGACGAAAAACACGGAAAUUUACCCUAUCAGAUCGAACGGUCUGUUUUUAAUAUCUUUGUUCCCUGUAGAGAUGGUUAUUUUCCAGGUUAAGCCACGAUAAUAAACCCUUAAUUAAUCUUAAAGUCGGAUAAUUAUUUCUGAAACUACUUAAAAGCAUUAAACGGUCAACAGCAAUAUUUAUUUAACUUUUUAAUUUUAACCAUAAACGUUAUGUGUUGUGUACCGGUCGUUAUUUUAAUGUUAGAUUUUAUGGAUAAUUAUUAAUUAAUUGAAUUGAUCAAAAGACUCUCAGAGCAAUGUACUGAUUAUUUAAACAAUCGGAAAAACUUACGUUAAUUGACGUUCUUUUGAGCUACAGUAGUUUAAUAUUAUCGGUAAAUAUUACCACCGUUUUCGAACUGAUUGAAAUAAAAUUAUGCAAUCUACCAUUGAGUAAGACAUCGGUGGCUUAGUGGGUUGAAUAAAGGUAAAAAUGGUAAAAUUGUGCCCCGGCACCAACCGUAUAAUGUGUAAAAUCGACCUUGACGGUUAUUUCAGUAGAUGAAAUGUCUGUGAUUUAUUUAUAAAUUGUAGUUUUUAACUGUUGAGAAAAAGGUUUAUAAUGUUCGAUUAGAGGCAUUUUGGGUAGACGACAGAUUGAAAAAAUCGAUCAUUGAUUAAGUAAAAGAGAUAUCGAAGAAACUCUCGGCUCUCCUCAUACCCAACUGCCUCUGAUUUUUGAAGGUGCUUUUUUUUUUAAUCUAAUUUGAAGGACUUACCACAACGCUUAGUGUUUUUUCAUUCUUAAUCAGAGCAAUUGUAUUAGUAUUAAUAUUUAAAGUUAGUAUUCACGUUAAGUUGUAAAAGUCGCAAAUAAAAUAGUUUUUUUAUCAUUCGAUUUCGGUUUGGUACAAGCGCUUUAAUUUCGGAAAUUCUGACAAUAAGCCUGCUAUUACUUUAUGCAAAGACUAGGGUCCUAAUCAAUACUUGCUAAUCAGUAGGGAAUACAAAUCACGAGCUAUAAUGACUGAAAUAGUAACAAAAACAUAAAAGAGAAUCAAUUCUGUUACUUAAUUGUUGUUUUGGACGUUAAAUUUUAAUUAAUUGUUAAAUUUAUAAUUUUUUUAUUAAUCCCAAAUGAAAUGUUUAUUAGUCGCAAAGAAAAAAUCACAGUUUUGUCAGACCUUACCGAAGGAAAUGUUUAGAUAGUAAAAGAAAUGCAUCCAUUGUCUAAUUACCUGUUGUUAUUUUGUAAUUGGUUGCUGUACGAGUUCACGUGGCUGAUGUUAAUCCUUUAGUUGCUGCCUCAUCUUUGCCAUUAAUUAUUUCGAAUGAUAAAUUAAGUGUGUAAUUGAAUUGCUGCGUAUUUUCUUUCUGAUUGCGAAUUCCUACUAAAUACUGAAUGUUAUUUCCUUCGAUGUGUUGUAGUUUAUGGACAGAUUCGUCUAGUUAAAAAAAAAAAUAAGCAAAUUAAUGUUUUAUGUCCCGAUAAGUAAAAGAAUAAUAGUCAAUUUUAUUAUGAAAUAAUAAAUUAAGUAAUAAUAAAAUAAUUAUGAACUCGCCUUUUUCCCAAGUCAAUAUUUUAAACGCAAUAAUAAACGAUAUGCUUUUGCUUUGAAAAAUAAUAAUUAAAUUUGAAAUAGGAAACUUGAUUAUACUAACAGAAGAAAAUGGUACAUUUCAAUAACACUGCCAGUUUUUAUAACAAUUAAAAAAAUUAGUAACAAAUCACGUCUUGUCUAACAGGGUUUGAAAUGUUUAUCGAUGUAUUUAUGUGAUGUUAAUGGCGUAAAAAAAAAAUGUGUCGUUUCAAAAGGAAUAUAUUUCAGCGAAUAUUAAUAAUUAUAUAUGUACCUGUACAUAUUGUUAUCAACAAAUGUAAACCCCGUGCCUCCACAAUGUAAUGGUUUCUAUUACCAAGCUAUCAUCUGAUGUUCCUUCAUUUUUUAAACUGUAAUUUUUUAUGGCCUAAUUGAUAGUAACAAGACGCCUAUAUACGAGUUGUACUAUUAAAAACUUGUCUCUAUAUCGUUCCUGUUGAUUAUUUUUUUGUUAUGUGAUGGAUGUGAUGGAGGAGCUGCAGAUGCGUGUGACAUAACAGAAUUAUUUAAAUUACGAAAAAAAAUUAUUUUAUGCAGAGUACAUAUCACAAGAGUCCCCUAGACAUUCCAAAACAAAAAAAUAAUAUGUACGCAGAUUGUAUUAUUUUGUAGUUUCAGUGGUGUUAGUUUUUAAGUGUGUUUUUGUAUUGAAUUCGUUACUUCUGAAAGAAAUAGUAAUAAUAAAGGCUUUGUUACAA